GGUUGGACACAAGUGGUGGUCUGCAGAGGCACGCUGGCGACGAGGAAGGACCUGUCGAAGCGACAGGAGGACCCCGAGAAACCGGAGCGGAUAUCGGUGCCGUCGGCGUGGUUCCGCCUGGAUUCGUUUUGCAGGCUGCUUGGGAAUACUUAGAGCGGGCGCAGAGCCUACACAAGAAUGUGCAGUUUUUCAGAGGGGCGGAGACAAGCUUGCCUCGCAUCCAGAGUGAGUAUAGGCAGCCUCCCCGCGGGUCGCUGUAGGGACUACCCUAAUUAGGUUUACAAUAGGGAACAGAAACGUCCUCUCUCCGUCCUUCUGGGCCAUAAUGGCUGGAUGUUUUUCGGUUGCAGAGCACAGUCACACAGCCCGGUAGGCAUUUUUUUUUUUAAUUUUAUUUUUUUCCGGUGCAGCUGAACUAACCAGAACCGUCCUGGGAACAGUGACACCGGGACUCAAACAAGUGACCCGCCUAACAUAGUUGUGAGUGCGGCUAUCUGAGAGAGAUACGCAACAUCGCGACCGGGAGGAAACGCCGGAGGGGUUUACGUUUAACGGGCACCAGCCGGAUUUUCCUGCGCUCGGCGUCAGAGAGCACCCACCGCGGCUGCUCUCCCCCCGGUGGGGUGGCUGCGAAAAGUGGACUGUCUGGUUUGUUUUUCCCCUCAUCCACUUCCAGCCUGCAUGGAACAAAGUGUGCUCUCUGUCACAUAACCUGCGCCGCGAGGUAGACCGGGGCGUGCUGUCUGCGUGGGUCAGGGCCGUAUGUCGACACGUUUCCAGCCAGGAGUCCAGCUUCUCCCGAAAUCGUCAUGAGGACCACCGAGGAGACGGAGGGCUUUGACGGCGAGGCCUCCAACACUUCCAUGAUCUCCGGGGCCAGCAGUCCGUAUCAACCCACCACCGAGCCCGUGCUUUCGAGGAACGUUUUGGGGGGGAUAAGGUGCGACGUGGAGUACCUCAGGUCAUACUUUGGAAUUUUAAAGGUGGUUGAAGUGGUCCUAUCACUCAUUGGAUUCAUCUGCAUAGAGACUAUCAUGAUGUGUUCUCCCUGUGGAGGGGUCUACUUCUUUGAGUUUGUCAGCUGCAGUGCCUUCGUGGUGACAGGAGUCCUGCUCCUGAUCUUCAGUCUCAACCUGCACACCAAGGUGCCCCAUGUCAACUGGAGCCUCACGGACCUGGUUAACACCGCUGCCAGCACCUUCUUCUUCUUGUUGUCGUCUCUCGUGCUGGCCUGCAUCAACCACAACACUGGAGCUGAAAUUGCGGCAGUGAUCUUUGGCUUCCUGGUGACAGGUGUGUAUGGAAUAAACACCUUCCUGGCGGUACGGAGGUGGCGCCUUGGCAGUGGUUGUCAGGGGGCGCCUCAGAUCAGCGAGUACAUGCGAGCACGCACGGCAUCACGUGGAGAAAUGGAGGCGCGACCUGAGCUUGCAUGAGCGCUGGCAGACAAUGAGAAAGACUAAGGGAAAGCCACACUACCGGCAGCUGACUGAGAUGGAGGCUCUUCUGCCUGCAGAACAGUAAUUCAGUUAAGUCUUGGGCAGAACGACCAUCUCAGGCUCACCACACGCUUUUGACUUCUCAUCACAACACUUGAGCUGUUAACUAAUGGCUGUUCUUUCUGCCUGCUCAGUUAGUGAAUAAAACUUCACUUCAUAGCCACAGAUGAGCUCUGUGGUUUUGUUUAUCAGGCAUCUUGGCUGCAGUUACACAUAAAGAGUCUCUGGAAUUGAAGGUAAUUUCAUUAAAACUUUUCAUCCACAUAUCUUUCUAAAACAGUGGGAAGUAUGACUUCCACAAAGAGUCAAUAAAGGCUGACUUGACUCCGGCUGUGCAUCGACUCCUGUCCUGACGAAGGUGUUGACUGACUUUUUAGAAAGUUUUGUGUUUCACUGUGAAUGAAGUCAAGUAAAAGAGGGUCAGCUUUUGUACAGUUUGCUUAUGUCACGCCGCUGUCUGUGAAGUCUGUGGUAAUAAAUGUGAUCGUGGAUCCAGGGAGGCCACUCUACCAGAAACAUACAGUAACCUGUAGUACAACAAAAGCACCGUGACUUUACUGAUCUUUCUUAGACACUGACAUCAGCGUUUUGCUUCUGUGAGCAAGUCUGACAUUGGAUAUUUUAAUCUAAACAUUACACAUCAUAACCUAAGAGUUUGUUUCUCCUUCGUCUUGACUAACUUUGCAAAAUGCCUUUAACGUGUGACCUUUAGAUUCUAUUAAGAUCUUUGCCGUCAGCAGUUAUACAGUAACAGUACAGGGUCAAGGCGGGCAGUACAACAAAAGGACAAAAUAUCUGAAAUGAGUGGAAAAGAUUUACUUCCUUGAAACACAAGUGCAUACAAUGGGUUUGACACAACUACGAGACCAAAGUUUAAAAAAAAUAUCAUAAUACAUCAUUCCAUGUAUUUUAUCCGGGGUUGUGUGUAAGCUAUCCAAAAAACAUUCUCACUAGCAUUCCAAAAAUGUAAAUUUUGAGAUCUGUGUUAGGUCAACACUGUGAGCCAGGAGCAGCUUAUAUCAGGUGAUGAGAAGGUAAUUGGUAUCUUGUUAAUCUUGCACAUAUCAAAGGCUUCAGGUAACUCAAACGUUGACGGUACAUCGGUGAGAUUCAUUUUGAAACAAACAUCAGUAGGUGACCUGGUCAAGAUCAAUGCCCUUAGCCCAUACACUGUAUCUCAGGUAUUGACACACUCCUUCAUUCUUUGAUCCUUAAAAAACAUUUGAAAUUAAAUCACAGGGUGCCUCAACCUGAAUGCUGUAUUUCUUAAUGCCUUCCUAAUUAUUAGACAUGAUAAGACUAUCCUAGAGAGUGGAUUUAACUGAUACUUUAAGUUAAGUGAAAAUUAAUUAAAAAAGGAAGAGUCAAGUGAAGGUAGAGACAGUGCGAUGGAAAUAUGGUACAUUUAGCUUUAUUCUCACAGCUUUGACUCCAUAUUUGGUUGAAUUAAAUGUCUGUGUAUGUAUCUACAGUAUAUUAUCACACACUUCAUGUAUUACGAACUCUCUAUCAUUCCACAUCGCAGGUGUUGUAAAGCUCAACAGCGCAAAACAGACUUGCCAUUCCUUUAAUGUUUGGCUUAAUCUUGAAAAAUCACAUCAUAUUAGCUUUUUAGGAUGAAGGAAGAAAUGUCUUUAAUUUUUGGUGUUUUACAUCGUACUGGUGUAUUGAAUCAACACUACAGUUACACGUGUUUGUGGGGGUUUUUUGUUGUUGUUGUUUGAGACGUCUUUAUGUAUAUUAGGCUUGCGUGAGUUUGUGCAGGGUUUUAAUUGACUCUUUGGCUCCAUCUCCUGGUCUUCAUUUAAAAUGUAUACAUUGCAACUUCAGAGGAUUGAGUGUAGUUACACCCAGGUAACUACAGUAUUGUGUGUGUAUAAGGAAAGGACCAGAAGUGUAUUUGACCGUGGGUUAAAAUGAAAAAUAAAAACCAUAUGGCUUCUUAAAUAGCCUCAGAAGUUUUCACACUAUACAGUAUGUUUGAUUCAUCGUUAAUCAAUUUAAGUAACUUAUAUCAUGUUCUACUUCUAUUUCUCUUGGAUUGGUGACUGAAAAAAAUGUAUGAAAAGACAAUCACAUUUGUAUUUAUGUCUGUCACUUAACAUUGAUGGAUUUGUUUUUGAGUGAUACUAUAACAAUCUUCACUUAUACAUUUGUACAGCAGCAGAAAUCAUGCAAGUGCAUUAUGCUAUUUGAUAAUAUAAACUGACCAUCUUAUUUUUCAAAAGCCAUCAAGCCGCAGCUUUCUCUAUGUAAAAUUUAAUGCUACAGUAUGUUAUGAAGAAUCUGUAUUUAUGAGAAAGAAAAGAGAAGUUUUCUGCUAUAGUUUCCAGAUUGUGAUAUAAACUGUAGAUGAUCAGUCUGACUGUUUGAAUGAAAUUAGAGGUGAGAUGCUCUUCUGUUUCCUUUUAAUUAUGUGUGCUAUGAUAAUGACUACAACAAGCUCUGUCUUGUACAGCUUGGAGCCGUACUUAGCUGUAUUUUUGUAUUUAAAACAUUCUCAAUAGGCUUCACAUCAGUUUAUAGUGACAAUUUAAAUAAAAGUGAUUUGGACAUUAUCGAAAAUAGCUCAGG
Xiphias gladius (swordfish) is the source of this 4073-nucleotide messenger RNA. RefSeq names its product CKLF-like MARVEL transmembrane domain containing 4 (gene cmtm4). The transcript has 4 exons. Gene Ontology annotation, cellular component: membrane. The record is from RefSeq and is a predicted model, not a curated record. Bases 810 to 1436 code for a protein of 208 amino acids. NCBI's taxonomy places the organism in Eukaryota, Metazoa, Chordata, Actinopteri, Istiophoriformes, Xiphiidae.